This is a messenger RNA of Coregonus clupeaformis (lake whitefish), 3012 nucleotides long. RefSeq names its product plakophilin-2. The record is from RefSeq and is a predicted model, not a curated record. Gene Ontology annotation, biological process: cell-cell junction assembly; intermediate filament bundle assembly; desmosome organization. Gene Ontology annotation, molecular function: protein kinase C binding; intermediate filament binding; molecular adaptor activity. Gene Ontology annotation, cellular component: cytoplasm; nucleus; plasma membrane. The transcript is spliced from 13 exons. Bases 157 to 2556 code for a protein of 799 amino acids. Lineage: Eukaryota; Metazoa; Chordata; Actinopteri; Salmoniformes; Salmonidae.
UGUCCCACUUGCACCGGAACGGACUCACCCGAAUAUUUCACCGUUCGGGAACACCGAGUUACUGUGUAUGAACAGGUCGGAAAAGGACGAUAGUGCCACUUUUGAUGAAUCUGCGGCCUAUUUUACGGAAUUACACGUUUGGAGAUCUACGGAAUCAUGGAAGAGCCGCAAUUUAUGAAGUCAGUUUUACCUGCGCUAGACUCAUUCACACUUGACGCAGUUGACACAAGUUUGGCAUUACCACCAGAGGGUAAUACAAAGACUCAUUCAAACGACCGGAGUUUUCGUGUUCAGCAACAAGUGCGGCUCACACUUGCUCGUAAGGGCAAAAAGACAACGGCCAGUGGCAGUCUUCAUCUAUCCAGAAACCCACCAAGUAUCACCGGUUCCAGAGAUGGAAUCUUGUCUAACAUGAAGACACACUCAUCUUUGGGCCAGAUUGGCGGCGUGGACUUCAGCAGCCUGUCGUCUUUGAAGGAGAAUAUAGGAAGUCCGUCUAAGAGGGUGGAUUUGACCCCAGUCUCCAGACCUGAGUUACCUCGCUCCCGUCUGGCCUACGGGACACUCCGUUUCGGAACCUACACCCUCCCCGGCCCUAGCCAGCCGCCCAUGAUGGGGACUUCAGUGGAGCGGUCGUACGGGACAGACUUGAUGCGGCGUUAUGCCCAUUCGGAAAUGGCCCGUAGCACAAGGACACACGCCAUGGCUAACAGCGGCAACGACCACUGGGGCCAGUCCCUCAGACAGACUCGAGGUCCUCAGCCCCUCUCGGCAGACCACUCAUUCCUGUGCAGCAGCCCUGCGAUUCGCACCGACAACAGCCCCUACCAGAUGGAGGUUCAAAGGGGGGCAGGGAGACAAACAGGCUACGGGUCAUUCAAUCCUACCCAGAGAGCAGAGGGCCUGGUCUGGCGGGCCCAGGUGGGGAGGGAGAGCCAGGGGCCUGUGGGAGCCAAAUGGCCUCCCUCGUACCCGGCCUCGCUGGUCAGCAUGGAGGUGGACAUGGGCCAGAAGAGGGAGGCGGCGGAGCCAGAGAUCCAGCAGAGAGACGUGAAGGAACUCACUGCACUGAAGCCUGAGAGCAAGGUGCCUGAGCUGACAUUGGAGAGGGCAGUGAACCUGCUGGGCCAGGAGAAUGAGGAGAUGCAGAUCACUGCUGCCAGCUUUAUUCAAAACCAAUGUUUCAACAGCGCUGACGCUAGGAAGAUGGUGUUCUACCUCCACGGGAUACCCAAGUUGAUCAAACUGCUGCAGAGCGACAGCGAGGAGCUGGAGCGGAUAGCGGCAGGGGCGCUCCGAAACGUUGUCUUCGAGAGCAGCCAGAACAAGAUGGAGGUGAAGGAUAACGAGGGCGUGGCCCCCGUACUGCGUCUGCUCAGGAGAAGUCGCGACAUAGAGACCCGGCGGCAGCUCACUGGGCUGUUGUGGAACCUAUCCUCCCAUGACCUGCUGAAGGAGCAUCUCUCCAAAGAGGCCCUGGAGAUCCUGACCACCUCUGUCCUGGUGCCCUGCUCAGGCCUGUCUGAGGGGGAGAACCCCAAAGACGGCAUGCUGGCUGACCCAGACACCUUUUACAACGCCACUGGCUGCCUCCGAAACAUAAGCUCAGCUGGUCCAGAUGGGAGAAAAGCCAUGCGGCAGUGUGAGAACCUUAUUGACUCACUGGUAUACUACAUCCGGGGAACCAUAGCCGACUACAAGCCUGAUGACAAGUCCACAGAGAACUGUGUGUGCAUCCUACACAACCUCUCCUACCAGAUGGUGGUGGAUCUUCCACAGAAGUACACCAGCGAGCUCCAUGAGUCUCGACUCAACCUGGCUCCAAAGACCAAGACCCCCGGCUGUUUCGGCUCCCGCAGUGCCAAAAUCAUCCAGCGUCUUGAUCCAAAGUGCCCUCUGCUGGAGGAGAAGGGUAGUCCCUGUGGGAUAGAGUGGCUGUGGAGCGCCAUCACAGUGCGGAUGUACCUGUCAAUCAUGGCCCGCAGCAUCCGUCCCUACACCCAGGAGGCUGCCAUCGGAGCCCUGCAGAACAUCACAGCUGGGAACGGCCUGGUAUCCAAGGCCAUCGCCCACACCAUAGUACAGCGGGAGAAUGGUCUUCUCCAGGCCAGGAAGAUGCUCCAGGAAGGAGAGAGGGAUGUGCAGAAGACUGCUGUGUCCCUGCUAAGUAACAUCUCACGCUACAGAGAGCUUCACGCUGACAUUGUCAAACAGGUGUUGCCACAGCUGGUGGUCAUGUUGCCCAACUCAGACACGGGCACAGACCUGCCUCCAGAGGUGACCGUGUCCCUGUGCCACAUCCUCAUCAACCUGAGCCAGGACGAGACGCAGCACGUCAGGGCCAUCGUCAACCACGGUUCGCUGCCCAAGAUCAUCAACAUCAGCGCAAAGGACAACGGGUUUGGUCCCACCAGGGCUGGCCAGGCAGCCUGCAUCCUACUACACAGCAUGUGGAGCCACUCAGAGCUCCACGGGGCCUAUAGGAAGGCUGGAUAUAGGAAAGCAGACUUCGUCAACAGCAGGACAUCAAAGGCUGUAAAUUCAAUACGGGACUAAGCGGAGGAUCACAACGCAUUGUGCUGAUUGAGGCAAUAGUGUAGUUUAUCUUCUGUAUGGAUUUAGAUGACUCAAUUCACUGCUUUAUAAAAUACUUGAUUUGUGUGUCUACCUCUCCACAGUGUGAGAUGUUACGUUUAUUUUGUGUGUGUGUGUGAGCCUGUUCCAGUGACACCAAUUGCUGCAAGCUCUUGGUAGAAGACCAAGUUCUCAACGAUGGAAAAAAAUGAUUAAAAACAAAACUGAUGGAGGAUCAGCAAAGACUUGAAUUACAUUUGAAGGAAGGAUUUUGAGGAAGAAAAUGAAUCAGCAUAGAAGUGGAAGACAAGAUAAGGAUACAAUUAUGACAUGUAUGUUAGUUUAAUGAAUGUCAUAACUUAAGUUGUAAAAUAUAGUUGUGAUGUUAACAUAGUUGGGGUUGUAAACAAUAUUAAAUUACUACCUGUAGGUCUAUUA